GCGGGCCCCUCUCCGCGCGUCCCGUCCCGGCCGCCGGGAUCCGGCCGCCGCGCUUCUCCGGCCGCGGGUGCCGGGGAGCGACCGGGCCGGGUGCGCCCCAGGGGCGCUGGCCGGGCUCGGGCCCCGGGCUCGGCGCGGCUCACGCCGGGGCCUCGCGCUCUCCGCGCCUUCCCAGGCCACGCUGGGGCCGCGUGGGAUUCCCAUUGGUUUUGUUCAGAAAGCAAACCCGGAAGCCAACUUCUCACGGACGCAACCUCCUGCCUGCACCCGGGCGCUUUUGUGGGAAGGAGACAGUUGGGGCCCCUUUCGCGGCGACCCUUCCCUCGGUGGUCGGGCAGACGGCUCGGCCUGCAGCGGCAGGAGGCCCCGCGGCACUGGCUGCUGGGCCUGGGCCUGGGCGCCUAGGAGCUGUUGUGCGCGGAGUUGGACUCGUUUUUUAAAGGUAACUCCGGAAGGCUGCAGGCUCCCUGGGUGGAGAAGGCCAGGAGGAAAAGAGACUCGCUGGGGGGUGGCGUGGCCAGUGUGCUGACUGAUCCAGCUCCAGGGCCACCGCCAUGUCGAGCCGGGGCGGGAAGAAGAAGUCUACCAAAACCUCCCGGUCCGCCAAGGCAGGAGUCAUCUUCCCUGUGGGGCGGAUGCUGCGGUACAUCAAGAAAGGGCACCCCAAGUACAGGAUUGGAGUGGGGGCGCCCGUGUACAUGGCCGCCGUCCUGGAGUACCUGACAGCGGAGAUUCUGGAGCUGGCUGGCAAUGCAGCGAGAGACAACAAGAAGGGGCGGGUCACUCCCCGGCACAUCCUUCUGGCCGUGGCCAACGAUGAGGAGCUGAAUCAGCUGCUAAAAGGAGUCACCAUAGCCAGUGGCGGGGUGUUGCCAAACAUCCACCCGGAGUUACUAGCAAAGAAACGAGGAUCCAAAGGGAAACUGGAAGCCAUCAUCACACCGCCCCCAGCCAAAAAGGCCAAGUCUCCAUCCCAGAAGAAGCCCGCAUCUAAGAAGACAGGAGGCAAGAAGGGGGCUCGGAAAUCCAAGAAGAAGCAGGGAGAAGUCAGCAAGGCAGCCAGUGCCGACAGCACGACCGAGGGCACGCCCGCCGACGGCUUCACAGUUCUCUCCACCAAGAGCCUCUUCCUCGGCCAGAAGCUGAACCUUAUUCACAGUGAAAUCAGUAAUUUAGCCGGCUUUGAGGUGGAGGCCAUAAUCAAUCCUACCAAUGCUGACAUUGACCUUAAAGAUGACCUAGGAAACACGCUGGAGAAGAAAGGUGGCAAGGAGUUUGUGGAAGCUGUUCUGGAGCUCCGGAAAAAGAACGGGCCUUUGGAAGUAGCUGGAGCUGCUGUCAGUGCAGGACACGGCCUGCCCGCCAAGUUUGUGAUCCACUGUAACAGUCCCGUCUGGGGUGCAGACAAGUGCGAGGAACUUCUGGAAAAGACAGUGAAGAACUGCUUGGCCCUGGCGGAUGAUAAGAAGCUGAAGUCCAUCGCGUUCCCAUCCAUUGGCAGUGGCAGGAACGGUUUUCCGAAGCAGACGGCAGCUCAGCUGAUCCUGAAGGCCAUCUCCAGUUACUUCGUGUCCACAAUGUCCUCUUCCAUCAAAACAGUGUACUUCGUGCUCUUUGACAGCGAGAGUAUAGGCAUCUACGUGCAGGAAAUGGCCAAGCUGGAUGCCAACUAGGCUGGGGAACGACAGGGCCAGCCCACCCCGUGCUCCCGGCCUCCAAUGUGAAAGAAAAGAAAAACCCCCUUCCCUUCACUCCAACUGGGAGGCGGGAACCCUUUCAUUUUCAGUUUGCUCAUCUAGGGAAAAUAAGGUUUUGAUUUCCAGUUUAAUUGUUUUCGACUUUCUAAAAUGUUUUUACGUUAGCACUGAUAGUUGGCAUUACUGUUGUUAAGCACUGUGUUCCAGACUGUGUCUGACUUUAGUGUAACCUAGGAGAUUUUAUAGUUUUAUUUUAAUGAAAUCCUGCUUGACGCAGAGCAGUGGGAGAGCAGCGUCUACUACGGGAGGCAGAACCCAGGAAGCCCGAGUCGUAACCGUGUGUCGUGGUGCUUUAUCGUACACCCCGUGGCGUUCUUUUUACUACGAUGCUCCUUUUUUUUUUUGUCCUUCAAGAAGAAGAAUCAUGAAUAUGCCGCAGACUUAAUUUUUGUUUACUUUUUGUCUUAACGAUGGAUUUGAAAAUGAAAGAUUUAAAAGACAAAACAAGAGUCUGUUGUCCUUAAUUAUAUUUGCAAUUUGGAAUUUGUGUGAAUUGAUUUAGUAAAAUGUUAAACUGUU
Messenger RNA from Phyllostomus hastatus (greater spear-nosed bat), 2276 nucleotides. Its product is annotated as core histone macro-H2A.1. Gene Ontology annotation, cellular component: nucleosome. Gene Ontology annotation, molecular function: protein heterodimerization activity; DNA binding; structural constituent of chromatin. Gene Ontology annotation, biological process: nucleosome assembly. Bases 555 to 1673 code for a protein of 372 amino acids. Lineage: Eukaryota; Metazoa; Chordata; Mammalia; Chiroptera; Phyllostomidae. The record is from RefSeq and is a predicted model, not a curated record. The transcript has 10 exons.